CCGGCUCUCGCCGGCCGCCCCAUAAACUUAAACCAGACAUCAACAAUCCACUCACGCGUCACGAUGCUGGCAGUGCGAGCUAGAGUUAUAAAAGCUCAAGUUUCAUCAUGCUGUCGGCAAACGGCCUGCUUCAGCUCGACAUCGGCCGCCAGAGCAGACUUUACACACGCUGUCAUCGGCGGUGGCGUCGUCGGCAUCGCUACGGCGAGACAAUUGGCACGCCGUACCGGCUCUUCAGUUGUCCUAAUUGAACGCCAUGGUGCCGUUGGUACCGAAACCAGCGCCCGAAACAGUGAGGUCAUCCAUGCGGGCAUCUACUACGGCGCUACGUCGCUCAAGUCGCGGCUUUGCAUCCGCGGCAAGGGGCUGCUCUAUGACCACUGCGAAAAGCACAAUGUCGCUCACAGACGGACCGGCAAGUGGAUAGUGGCGCAGAAUGACCGCCAAAGAGAGGCGCUCGAGAAGGUGUACAAGCUCUGCACAGAUGACAUCGGUGUUCCGGUCCGUUGGGUCUCACAGCAAGAGAUAGCGCGCAAUGGCGAGGGCGUCCGAGCUGAUGCGGGUGCACUAGAGAGUCCUACAACGGGCAUUGUAGACUCGCACGGACUCAUGACUAGCUUGCUAGGUCUGUUUGAGGAGGAUGGCGGGGUUGUCGCCCUCAAUUCUCUUGUGCAAGGUGUACGUCCGCUGGGUAGUGCUGUGCCAGGAAGUUCUGGUUGGGAGGCGGAUGUGACGGACGGGUCUACGGGCGAGCUGUCGACGAUUACGGCAGAAACAAUUAUCAACUCUGCAGGACUCGGGGCAGCACAUAUCCACAACAUGAUUGUGCCAGAGACAUUUCAGAAACAUUUAUCCUACGCCAAGGGCAACUACUUUUCAUAUUCGGCGUCCUCGCCGUCCGUCUCGCGUCUGAUAUAUCCCGCUCCAGACCCGAGUGUGGGCGGCUUGGGAACACAUCUUACACUUGACCUAGGCGGGCGAAUGCGCUUUGGUCCAGAUGUAGAAUGGGUAGAGUCUCCUGACGACUUGGCCGUCAACGCAUCUCGGUUGACGGAAGCCGUAGCUGAGAUCAAAAAGUACCUGCCUAGCAUCGAUGCAUCUGCUCUAGAGCCAGAUUACGCUGGGAUGCGACCGAAACUGGCUGGCCCGGGCGCCGUCGGCCAAGCUGGUGGUUUCCAUGACUUCAUCAUCCGCAAGGAAGAGGGCUACGAGGGCUGGGUAAAUCUUUUGGGUAUCGAGAGCCCUGGUUUAACGAGCAGUCUGGCGAUUGCCGAGAUGGUUGAUAGUUUACUCCACGGUAGACAAGUUAACUAAUGUUUGUAAGAUUAUGCAUAUAAUUGGAAAUAAAGUAUUCUGAGGUAUCAUAGCCGCCUUGCCAAAAAAGAAAAAGAAACGAACGUUAAAAAGAAACAAAAUAUUUGACCAAAAAAAGUAGCAAGUCGAAAUCUCAUCAGAUCGCCUAGUCGUCAUAUAGCAUGCCAUAGUACAGAGCCUUGCGCAAGAGCGCAAAGCUACAAGGUAAAGUAAUGAUACUGUAGAGGAAUGUUUUCGCCGUGGGAGACGAACAACAGUUGCUGGUUGUGUUGUACAAAAGGGGGCUUAGCUCAACCUGAAGCCUGGGAAGAACUUGCGAUUAUGUGUGUUGACGUGGAAUUCAUAUAUACCGUCUUGCGCUCCCACAAACCUAGUUAUACAAGGUCAGUCACAGACAUCGUCAGGUGUUGGUAGCAUUCAUGAUAACUUACAUGGUACGCCCAUCUUCGCUCCAGGCCAGCCCGGCCGUGUUAUCUCGAGAUGGGGGAACUUCAAACACGCCGUGAUCAAUAGCCACUGCUGUUCCAACAGGUAGCGUGUUUCGCAUAGCGCUCUCCUCCCAUCGAUUGACCACUUGGUUCACAAGCGGAACCAAGAGUGAUCCGUCUUCAUUUUCGCCAUCGGCGGUAGCUCGCUCUCGGGCUUGCAAAAUCUCCAGAACAUUCAGAUAUGAUGCAUCAGAUCGAUCUUGCCCGUCUCGCUGGUUUCUAUCACGUUGAUCACGCAUAGCAGCAACGGUUUCGCCCAGGCGAUCAAUCCACCGAGGAUCGGUUCGACGCAUAGCAGGCAGGCGCUCAGUUGAGUCACGAGCGCCUUGCUGCCUAUUUCGCGCCCUUUCUCGCUGGUCUAGAUAGUCAUCAAGAGCACUUCGUUGUGCCCGAGAGGACGAGGUGCUACGAACGCCACGGGUUACUGAUGUGCUGCGUCUAGGGAGUCGGCUUCCCGUAUCUCCAUCUGCUGGGGGGCGGAGACUCGAUAGAUAGGUCCAUGACAAAUCCGGCACAGGCCGUUCUCCACCAUCUGUACCUCCUCUUGCACGAUCUCUGCGAAGGCGAUCAUCUUGCAACGCUUCAAGAACGACUGUUUCUGUAGCAGUCAAAGGCUGGUUGAAAGAUUCCGAUGAUUCACCAUGACGAGGCGAGCCAGCAUUGUUGGCUUGCAUCGCAAGAAGAUCACGCCUGGUAGCGGUUUGAGAAUCCAACAAUCUUGGGUCAAUGGUGUUGCGGUCAAAAAUGUUGAUAUGAUCAAACUCAGCCUCAACUGCGAUAUCCAGAAUCUGGCGCAUGUUGAAGUUGGCUCUCACAUCGGCUAUGCCAACAUGACCACGAUCUUCAGUCCAUGCCAGAAUAUCAAACGGUCCUGGACAAAAGGACAUGUCUCGAAUUGCACCUGGACCACUUUCAGGUCGUGACGACUUGAAGGUUGUGAUGAGAGGGUCGGCCAACGGGUUAUCCAACAGCGUCGUGUCGAAUAUGGAAAUGGUGCCGUGUUGCGUUCCCACAGCCAGGAGUGCCCCAGAGUUCGAGAAGCAAGCCGCAAAACUGCCGCGACUGUCAGAUCUAUCCUCCUUCAGCUGGCUGGUGAGAAAGAUUCGCUGGCGCUGGCGCCAGUGAUAUUGAGGCGUGCGUGAUGUCGAUGAGGCAUCGAGGGGUUUUUCCUCUCUGACGUGAAUGUAUAAAUAUGGAUCGUCCAGUAUCGCAAUAAGCAUGCGACCAUCCGGUGAUAAGAGUGCUCUGUUGACGAAAUCUGGGUAGUUGAUGACGUCCAGUGGCUCAGCCUUAUCAUUCUGCUCAAAAUCUCUGAGGCCAAUCAGUGUGACAUUACCAACAUUGUCAGCCAGCACAGCCACCGAUUCCUUGUAUGCACCUUCGCCCGCAGGCACACGCAAGUCUGGAAACCAUAGCGUGAUGCAGUUGACUCGCUCCUUCGCAAGUCUCAUGCUCUUUGCGUUGAGGUUCUUGUUCGGUCGUCUGCCUUGUGUAAUGAGUGAUAGAAGGCUUUCCUCCCUGGAUAUCUCCAUUCUUGUAUCAAGAGCGGUGUCAAGAUCGAGACCCAGAGAUGCCCCAACAGCAUCACCGUCAAUAUCUUCGUCUAACCGCAUAGCAACAAAGUCACCUUUUUCACUCCCGCAACAUAGCCAGCCAUUAUCGGCGACGAGACAUCUGGGCGCAAAGUUGAGCACCUUGAGAGUUUCGCAUUCAUGUGUCAUUGUAUUGAGGCGUUGUAUUUGUUU
[Torrubiella] hemipterigena is the source of this 3547-nucleotide messenger RNA. Lineage: Eukaryota; Fungi; Ascomycota; Sordariomycetes; Hypocreales; Clavicipitaceae. The record is from the annotation of a GenBank genome assembly.